This is a messenger RNA of Vitrella brassicaformis, 1081 nucleotides long. The record is from the annotation of a GenBank genome assembly. NCBI's taxonomy places the organism in Eukaryota, Vitrellaceae.
AUGUCCAACCCCUCAUCUCGCCCACCUCCUCCCCCUCGACCCUCUGAUCUCGUCCGUGGCCACCUAUUCAACGACUACAACGCGCCCAGUACCAUCCGUGAGAAAGUCGACCGCUCGCUCAGGAGAGUGACAUACGACCGACGAGACCAGCACGAGCUGGUGGGCUUCUUCUACGCCAAGGAGCAGAUCACGGAUAAGAUAUAUGAGCUCAAUGAGCGGCGCGACAAGUCGACCAUCUCAAGGGGGGAGUACGACAAGAGGGUGAAGGACGCGAAGCGCCGUCAGAUCGUGGUGCAGAAGGAGAUCGAGCGUCGCACGGCGACUCGGCGAUCCCCUCCCCCUCCCCGCACGCGUGCGCCUCGUUCUCGGUCUCGUUCUCGCUCUCGGCGUCGUUCUCGUUCGCCUCGUCAUUCGCCGCCCCCGCACCGACACGUCAUCAUCGACAGGCACCGACACGUCACGAUCGACGGAGGUCUCGUGAUCGUCAGUCGCGGUGCCACGGUGGUGUUCAGCUCAAGCCUGCUGCUGUUGUCCGAGCAGAGGCAGCGGUGCGUGUGCAGACGACCGAGGCUGCCGAGCCGUCGCAACUGUCUGAGACCCAGCAGCCCCCCACACACCCGCAGGCGACCACACCACCGCCGCAGACGGCCACACCACAGCCCCCAUCCGCCACGCCCGAGCAUCAACACACACACGACCCCAACACUGAAGAGGUCGACGACCACGAGGACGAGGAGCAACAGAGAGACUCUGAGGAGCGACACGACGACGACGAGGAGCAACAGGGAGAGUCUGAGGAGCGACACCACGACAACGAGGAGCAACAGAGAGACUCUGAGGACCAGGAAGGCUCUGAGGAGCGAGAGCAGGGGAACGAGCAGGAGCAGCAGGACGAUCCCACACCCCCCCACCCCGCUCCCUCUCUGCACCCUGGUGUCCAUCCCGUGGAUCUACCGUCCCCGGAGCAGCUGAAGCCUUUCGUGCACUCGGUGGACCAGCUGUUCUUCACCGGCAUCUGGCUUUGCAACAACUGCACUCAUCGGUCGGUACGAGGCGGGGCGGUUCAGCAGGGCGGAGAAGC